Messenger RNA from Drosophila elegans, 1681 nucleotides. RefSeq lists its product as uncharacterized. The transcript has 3 exons. Bases 1207 to 1668 code for a protein of 153 amino acids. The record is from RefSeq and is a predicted model, not a curated record. Lineage: Eukaryota; Metazoa; Arthropoda; Insecta; Diptera; Drosophilidae.
GCCAAAACCGGUCACCCAGGCACUCCACUUUCCGACUAAACUGGAGAAGUCACAGGAAUUUACAUAUGAAUGCCUGGCAAGGAACCGAAGUGAACUGGGGGAUCGGAUAUACCUCCGAGGAGCACUCACACAUGAUGUGUGGCCAUAGACACCACUCACCCACGGAUGACUCACAUGCACUCCAGCAUUUGUCGUCAUCGUCGUCGGGCACUUUCAAUUGCUAGUGAAGUAUUAAUGGCAGCAUUUGAAUAACAAUGCAGAUGCCAAGUCAGGCUGGCAGAUUCUGCAAUUCAAAUUCAAACGACUGCUAUAUCUCCAGAGACCCAUACCUUCUAGAACAAGUGCCGCAAUUAGAUCAAAUGUGGGGGCUAAUUUGAGCUGCGUACGCAGACUGACAUCUCAAUUGUCCCCGUUGAGAUAGGAUACUCGAUAAUCUAAUAAACUGAACCAAGCAACAUAUUUUUCUCAAAAACAAGUUUCACAAAUGCAACAAUUAAAAUACAAACCAUUGGAAAUUUAAACAUAACUUCUCUUUUUCAAUAACAUCUUCAUUUCGCGAAAUUAAAUUCUCAUAGGCAAAAAACCGGAAAAGUAAAGAAUUUCCUCUUUUCUAUUUCCUAUUGGUAAUCAAAAAGUGGGUUUUAAACAUUUGGGAAAAUGCUUUUUAAAACCACCUUUUAGCUUACCUAAAGGACGAAAAAAUAUCCGACACUGGCUAAUUUAUUUUUUGAAUUCCCCAGAUCUGCCCAAGUAAUACAAGAAGUACGACUGGAAAAUCCCAUAGAAUAUGAGUGCUACGAGCAUAUUGUAAAUGCAUUUUCGGUGUCAAUGGCGUCACAAGCAAAUUGUGAAUCGUUAAUAAUGUCGGCCCUUCGCUUCCUCUGCAUUCUGAAUAACGCUCUUCAGAUGCGGUUUCCAGGAACCUUCGACCGAUGCCAGCCCACGUAGCAUAAUGAGCACAGAUUUCAGGGGAAUUUCGCCAGCUGAGGAAGAAUUCACUAAAGAUCAGCUGAAUCAGUUUGUGGCUGCCUUUGAAAUAUGCAAACGUCAUUCGGAUGCUGUUAAUUAUGGACUUAACUUAUGGAAUCUUAGCUGGGAAUGUUCCGUUCGUCUAGGACACUGGGUUUUAUUGAUUAAUUUUUCAAAAAAUCUAUUCGUGUUUGACACUUACACAAAAAAAAGAAAAUCAAAAUCUUUGUUAAUGAUAUGUCAUCUGGCGCAAUAAAUAUCAUAGCAAUUGUCCUGCUUUUGAUUCCAGGCAUUCUUGGCCAGUGCAUCGAUUGUAACGCUCACUGGAAGUUCCAUUGCAGGACCAACUAUACGGGCUACUACUGUGCUCCUGGUGCCCAAAUACACCAAAAAGUGACUUCAAAUUAUACAUACCUAAGGACCACAAGCAGCAAUGAUACCCCUUACGACCGGUGUACGCCCUAUCCCUUUCAAAUACCUUACAUAGAGACGUUCUGCUGUCUAUAUUCACCCAAGGUUGGCUGCCAGUUGGCCCUCAACCCACGUAUCUUCCAUUACGAGAAGCUACCUGUCAGUAGAUGCGGUGACUGCAUGGAACACUGUCAAUGCUCGAACAAGGGCGCUCCUCCUGUCCAGUCCUGGACGAUGGUCCCUCAUCUGGGGAUCUGCGUCAUGCUGAUCCAGUGGAUGUUCCUCUGAACUCGAUUUAAGA